This is a messenger RNA of Wyeomyia smithii (pitcher-plant mosquito), 1631 nucleotides long. RefSeq lists its product as uncharacterized. Bases 16 to 963 code for a protein of 315 amino acids. The transcript is spliced from 2 exons. The record is from RefSeq and is a predicted model, not a curated record. Lineage: Eukaryota; Metazoa; Arthropoda; Insecta; Diptera; Culicidae.
CCACACAACUCAUUCAUGGAACCAUCAACAUCAGGAUGUGGAAGAAACAUUCUAACGACGGAGUUGCAACCAUCUGCAUCUGAACACGAAUUGGCGGAGAUACCAUCCACUACAACAAUCCACAGUGGUCCAGAUCGUCGAUUUAGCGCAUUUAAUGCCACGGACAAUGAUUUGAUCGACAAACGCAGUCAAGAUUUAGCUUCUGAUACUUAUGCUCGGCGCUUGGCAUUCUUUGAUUCAUCCAAACAUCAAUUAAAUUAUUCUAAAUAUGCUCCAGCAACCAGACGAAGUGAUAAUAUUCAGCAAUCGGAAGAGAUAAUGCCCUCUGCCGCCUCUAAUGGUUUUUAUCCAUCAUUCUUUCGAAACCCUCGGCAUUACCUGCAACCUACCUCAGAAGACAGAUUUAAGGCUAUUGCAGAGCAUGAAAAAAUAUCCGAACAGUCACUACUUGGAUCGGGUGAUUUUGGUGUUUUAAAAGGUGGAACUUUUUAUCAAAACAGCGAACAUCCGAUCAAAUCAUACAGUGAGUACUAUGGAAUAAAUUUGAAAAGUUAUAACGGACAUCAGCGACCAUUUACAUCAUCGUUGCUGCAGAAGAUUAAGUAUCCUACAGAUUCGUCAGAUCCAUUUUCAAACUUUAGGGAUUUUGCUGAUAUCAAUAUUUCAAAUGAUGGUGGUCAAUAUUCCGAACUACACAUAGCUCUAGCUAACAGCGCAAAAAGCAGAUUUACACUGCAUAAAAGUGGAACUGAUAUUUCAAGCAAAGAAAAAGAAAAAAUUGAUCCGAAAACAAACGAAAUCAAUAAGAAAUAUACAAAAUUCAACAAAGUAAAAUUAAAAUUUGAAAAAAGUUUUAAACAACUACAAAGGCAAUAUGAAUUGGAGCCCUGCAAUGCACAACAAAAACCACGUGUGAUUAGGAAACACAAUCCUGAUGAUGAUAGAAUGCUUGCCCUGAGUUAGAACAUGCGCUAAACAAAAAAAUUUAGCAAGAUUUCGGAGAUCUCUCAUGCAAAUUCAAAUAAUAAGAUGACGGUUCAAUCGAUUUUACAUUCAUUUAUUUCUAAAUUAAUCGGUUUCCAAAAUCAUUAACAUUUGUAUCUUCUUUCAAAAUAUAGUUUAUGUCAGAGCGCUAAGUUUAUUAUUUUUUUUACGUCUGAUGUUGAAGGUGAAAAGGUAUUGGAGCCACAAACGGUAGACUUCGAGCCACCACUUCGAAGUUUCAAAAGUACAAGAAUCGGAAAUAGAUAAUGCGUUCCCUAUGAAAACGCUGUUUUAUGUUUGCUUCACCGCAGCGAACAUUAAAUAGCGUUUCCACGAGCGACGCAUUAAAUGAUACCGAGUAUUUUGCUUCUGAAAACUCGAAGUGGUGGCUCGAAGUCGGCCAUUUGUGGAUUUAAUACCGUUUGCCCUUAAUAUGAAAAAUCUGUUGAAAACAGGACAUUUUAAAUUCGUCAUCUAGAAAUAUAAUAAGAUUUUAAUGUUUUUGUAUUCUACUUAUUGUAAGCUACUGUUUGUUUAUUCUUUUAUAACAAUUAAUCCGUUCUGAAACGUGUAACUUAUUGAUGCUAUAAAUAAUGAAUCGCACAGCAAUAUAUAAUAUAUAAUGAUGUUUUAUUUUGCUUUUUAAA